AUGUCUGCUAAGAAGUUGCAAGUCGGCUGGUAUGGCCUUGGAUCUAUGGGUAAGCCCAUGGCAGAGAACCUGCAAAAGUACCUGGCCAAAAAUGAUCAAUCAUUGAUCUAUAACAACCGUACGAUGGCUUCCGGCGACAGCUUGAAGAGUCUUGGCGCAUCGCCGGCGUCAAGCUUCGGCGAGCUGGUGUCAAAGAGCGAUGUUGUUUUUACAAUGGUCAACAACGAUGAUACACUUAAAAGCCUUCUGCAACAAGCCUACGACACAAAGGACCUCUCUGGCAAGAUCUUCGUAGAUUGUUCAACAGUACAUCCCGAUACGACAAAAGCAGUUACCGAGGAAAUUACCAAGCAAAAGGCGACCUUCCUCGCAGCACCCAUGUUCGGUGGUCCGGCAAUUGCAGCACCUGGAAAACUCGUUGUCGCCAUUGGUGGACCCAGCUCAGCCGUGGAAACUGUCAAGCCCUACUUCCAGGAUGUCAUUGCGAGAAAGGUCAUUGUCUGUAAGGAGGAGCCAUCAAGCGCUUCGAUGCUGAAGAUUGCUGGCAACAUUAUCACAGUCAACCUCAUGGAAGCAGUCAGCGAAGCCCAAGUCUUCGCCGAACAAACCGGUAUUGGCUGCGGACCCAUGGAAGAGCUCAUCUCCGAAGGCUUUGGCCCUGUGGCUGGUGGCUACUCCGGCAGAAUGACCAGCGGCAACUACGCACCAGCACUCGACAAGCGUCCCGGCUUUGGUGUCUCCCUCUCCAUCAAGGAUGCAAACUACGCUCUGGCCAUUGCUGAGGACGCUGGUGUCAAAUUGCCUGCGACCGAGAUCGCAAACAAGAACAUGAAAGCUGCCAGAGAUGAGCAUGGCGAAGUUCUGGAUUGUGCAGCCAUGUACGGUACAUUGAGAAAGGAAGCUGGACUGAAUUUCUUCAACGAUAAGAGCAGACAAAGUGAUGAGUAA
This is a messenger RNA of Aureobasidium subglaciale EXF-2481, 948 nucleotides long. RefSeq lists its product as uncharacterized. NCBI's taxonomy places the organism in Eukaryota, Fungi, Ascomycota, Dothideomycetes, Dothideales, Saccotheciaceae. The transcript has 4 exons. Gene Ontology annotation, molecular function: NADP binding; NAD binding; oxidoreductase activity, acting on the CH-OH group of donors, NAD or NADP as acceptor. Bases 1 to 948 code for a protein of 315 amino acids. The record is from RefSeq and is a predicted model, not a curated record.